GGUUAGGACUUGCGACCAACAGCAUCUCAGCUGAUCAGACGGGGGAUUCUACCGAAACGCACGGGCGCACGCAAUUGGUCAUUUGUUAAUCAGCCUGUCGGUAGCAGUACGGGAGUAGAUGCAUAAUAAAGCACACCAAAGUGAAAGAGAGCAAUAACACACACACAAAGAGAACGAAAGAGAGAGGCCAAGCUAGGAUGGCCCUGCUCCUGCUUCUCCACGUCCUAUUGGUCGCAGCGGCGGCGAGAGCUCCGGCGGCUCAGGCGUGGGGCGUGGAGGGCCACUACAUGGUCUGCAAGAUCGCCGAUGGUUUCCUGACGAGCGAGGCGUUGGCGGCGGUGAAGGCGCUCCUGCCGGCGUCCGCCAACGGCGAACUCGCGGAGGUGUGCUCGUGGCCGGACACCGAGCGGCCCCGGAUCCGGUGGUCGGCGCCCCUGCACUUCGCCGACACUCCCGGAGACUGCAAGUUCAGCUACGCCAGGGACUGCCACGGCACGAAAGGGGAGAAGGACAUGUGCGUGGUGGGAGCGAUCAACAACUACACCGCCUCGCUGCAAGACUCGUCCAGCCCCUACAACCUGACGGAGAGCCUGAUGUUCCUGUCCCACUUCGUCGGCGACGUCCACCAGCCCAUGCAUUGCGGCCGCACCAGCGACUUCGGCGGCAACACCAUCCUUGUCACCUGGUACAACACCACCAAGACCAACCUGCACAAGGUGUGGGAUGAUAAGGUAAUCCAAACGGCCAUGAACAAGUUCUACAACGACGACCUCAGCACCAUGAUCAAGGCCAUCAAGCUCAACCUCACUGAGGACUGGGCCAGUGAAGAGAACGAGUGGGCGGCAACGACUUAUCCCGACAAAUACGCACAGGAGAGUGCGGAGCUGUCGUGCGACGCAUAUGUGGGUGUUGAGCAACAAUCCAACUUAGAAGACGAGUACUUCUUCUCGGCGCUGCCGGUUGUUCAGAAGAGGAUUGCCCAGGGAGGCGUGAGGCUAGCUGCGAUCCUAAACCGGAUCUUCAGUGGGAAAUCCGACUUCAAAGCAGCUGAUCAUACCAAUAGAAUUAAGGAAGAAGGGGUGAAAGGGAUUAGCCUGCAUUAUGAAGUACAAUAAGACUGUCUUGUCUGACUGUAUUAAGCAUCACGACUGUCGUCGAGUCCAGUGUUUCUUGGAUGUCAUGAAAUGAUCAGUGGCAAAACUUAGGUGAUUAGUGUCAACGAAUAUUGAAGAGUUAUCUAACACUACAAGGAGGAAACUGAGCUGGAUAGACUGACAUGGUGUGUGGGAUAUUAUUUAUGACUUUUGACGAGCACGAGCUAGUUAACGUGCAGCCUUUUAUAAAGUCUAUCCGCAUAAGUGCGCGGGCCAA
This is a messenger RNA of Brachypodium distachyon (stiff brome), 1371 nucleotides long. RefSeq names its product endonuclease 2. NCBI's taxonomy places the organism in Eukaryota, Viridiplantae, Streptophyta, Magnoliopsida, Poales, Poaceae. The record is from RefSeq and is a predicted model, not a curated record. Gene Ontology annotation, molecular function: endonuclease activity; nucleic acid binding. Gene Ontology annotation, biological process: DNA catabolic process.